Molecule: messenger RNA, 958 nt
Organism: Drosophila elegans
Lineage: Eukaryota; Metazoa; Arthropoda; Insecta; Diptera; Drosophilidae
Product: augmin complex subunit wac
Exons: 3
Coding region: 363-854 (163 amino acids)
Source: RefSeq, a predicted model, not a curated record
CUUAAUAACACCAGCAAUCUAAUUGCAUAAAUUUUUAAAAGUUUUCACAAGUUAUUGUCCUAAAUAGGAGAUUCUGUUUAUUAUUUUUGUAUAUGUGCCUGAUUUUCCAUUAAUGCUGAACUAACUUGCUUUCAUUCAUAUCGCAGCCCUGAAGCGUUGCAUUUUGUGAUAAUCGUUGUCUGAACAGUAAACAAAUGAAAGCCCCUCCAAUAAUGCAGUUUUUUGAUUAAUAUAACAUUUUGCAGUUGGUUACGAAUUGUAUUUUGUUUUUAUUCAACUUUGUCAACUUUUGCAAAAGUGAUUUUAAGCGACUUGGAAGAAUUGCCUGUGCUGCCAUCGAUAUUUUGCCAUCUCCAUUAAGAAUGCAGAACGUGAAAUUACAAGAGGAAAUCAAAUCAUUGAAGGGCCUUGGCCAGCACUUCGAAAAUCUAUUGAAACUGGCGAGCAUCGAGCUAGGCGAUUUCUCCGACGACGACCUAAUACUUCUUGAAAAAUGCGCCCAAUACUAUGCCCUUACCCAUAUUCACGAUAUUAAUAUUAACCUUCUGCGCGACUUUUACUACGCCACAAAAAAAGACUGUCUGGAAACCAAACGGACCAAGGCACAGCAACGUUUAGAGCUGCAACGCAUCAAGUCUUCCAUCAAGAAGGCGGCUGGGGACGUGGCCGUGUUGGAGCGUUUUAACGCUGCUGCUAAGGAGCGACUGAUCCCGGACACCGUCGUCUUGCAACGAAACAGCCAACAACUUGCCAGCAAACAGGCCUUGCUAGACCGACAAAAAACUCUCAAGAUUCCAAAGGACUUCAACAUAGAAAGCAUUAUCGCGAAGGUGGAUUCGCUUGAGCGGCGUUAGUAAAUUACUUUGAGUUGGUUUUUUAAAAAAUUAUUUAAUUGUAUUUACUCAGUAAUGCAAAAAACAUUUUACAAUAACAUAAAAUCUGCAAAUUUAAAAGACAA